UUCUGGUGAAGCAGAUCACGGAGGUGCACGUCAGAUUUCCCCUCGCAAGGUCGCGUCGUGUCCGCAGCUUGGGUGUGGAGGUCCCUUAUUAUGGGCAAAGAUGAUGUCCGUGUCCGCUCGUGCCGGGGCUCUUUCCCCGUACUUGCAGGCGACAAAACAGACAGUUAAAAGCCUCCGGUCCCUUGCUGCCAAGGGCUUGGUGUCUUCUGCUGCCAAGACGGUGGUCACCCAAUUUGUCUCCUCGAUGAGCGCCUCAGCAGAUGUCCUGGCCUUAUCCCAGAUUGAGAUCAAGCUCGGAGACAUCCCCGAAGGCAAAAACAUGACCUUCAAGUGGAGAGGAAAGCCCCUGUUUGUCCGUCACCGCACGGAGAAGGAAAUUGCAACAGAGGCAGGCGUGAAUAUCGCGGAGCUUCGUGACCUUCAGCAUGACAAGGAUAGAGUGAUUAACCCCAGCUGAGUCAUCGUCCUCGUUGUGUGCCCAUCGCCAACGCCGGAGACUACGGAGGAUACUACUGUCCGUGCCAUGGCUCCCACUAUGAUGCUUCAGGAAGAAUAAGAAAGGGACCUGCUCCUCUGAACCUGGAGGUUCCCUUUUAUGAGUUCCCUGACGAGGGCACAGUCGUAGUGGGAUGAACACUGGAGCCCUGUCUCAGUUCCUUUAUGUAAUAUGUACUUUCUCAGUGUGAGAGUUGAGUGACAUACCAUGUGUGUAUUUACUAUUAAAGAUAUCUUUCCAACUCGA
Molecule: messenger RNA, 742 nt
Organism: Pseudoliparis swirei
Lineage: Eukaryota; Metazoa; Chordata; Actinopteri; Perciformes; Liparidae
Product: cytochrome b-c1 complex subunit Rieske, mitochondrial-like
Exons: 2
Coding region: 101-457 (118 amino acids)
Biological process (GO): mitochondrial electron transport, ubiquinol to cytochrome c
Molecular function (GO): 2 iron, 2 sulfur cluster binding; quinol-cytochrome-c reductase activity
Source: RefSeq, a predicted model, not a curated record